UAGCCGGCUGACGGCUCUGGCUGUCCAAAAAAUAUCAAAAUAUCCUCCUUUUGUGGUUUUUCGUUUGCAUUUUGUUAGUCCAUAAAAACAUUAUUCAAUUAUAAGAAAGGGAAUGUCUAGCGCUGACCGAAUAGAUUUCGAAAUGGAGGUGGAAGUUGAAAGUGCAUCUUCGGGGCCUGCCGUGGAUCCCCCGAACCCCGUGUCCCCGGCGCCCCCGACCCCUGGUGGCACCAAGAGCGUGGUGGUCACCACGGCGACGUCUGGCUCGGUCACCGUGUCCCUGCAUCCUCUGGUCAUCAUGAAUGUGUCCGAACACUGGACUCGCUUGAGGGCGCAGGAAGGAUCUCCUCAGACAGUUAUUGGAGCUUUGAUCGGCAAGCAGAAAGGCCGGAACAUAGAAGUGAUGAACUCAUUUGAACUGGUCUUCAGUGUCAUUGAUGGAGACAUCAUUAUAGACCGGGAUUACUACAAUAUGAAAGAAGAACAAUUUAAACAAGUAUUCUCGGACAUGGAUUUCCUCGGAUGGUAUACAACGGGAGAGGCUCCCACAGAGAGAGACAUAGCAGUCCACAGACAGAUCUGCGACAUCAAUGAGUGUCCCGUCAUGCUGAUGCUCAACCCUGCUGGAAGAGAUGGGGAGCAACUUCCAGUAGUGCUCUACGAGUCAGUGAUAGAUGUGGUGAACGGGCGCGCGACCAUGCUACUGGCACCGCUCACCUACACCCUGGCUGCUGAGGAGGCAGAAAGGAUUGGAGUGGACCAUGUUGCCAGGGUGUCUUCUGGGGAAGCAGCUCUUAAUAGCUUAGUGGCCGAGCACCUAACCGCACAACGAUCGGCCAUCAAGAUGCUGGUGUCGCGCGUGCGCUGCGUGCUGGCCACCGUGCGCGCCAUCCGCGACGGCAGCCUGCCCCCGCGCCCCGGCCUGCUGCGCGAGGCGCGGGCGUUGUCGAACAGGCUGCCGCUGCUGACUUCGCAGCAGUUCCGCACGCACUUUUAUAAUCAAUGCAACGACGUGGCCCUCAUGACGUACCUGGGCACAAUCACGAAGGGCUGCAACGCCAUCAACCAGCUGGUGAACCGGUUCAACGUGCUGUACGACCGGCAGGGCAUGGGCCGCCGCAUGAGAGGACUCUUCUUUUAGGGCAACCGCUAAUUUUGCAAGGACUGAGUACGGGGCGCGAGCGAAGCGACUUGGGGUGACGUUUUUUAUAUACUUUUUUUAUCUUAGUGAUGGUGACGCGGAAUAGGCAGAAUUUAUUAUGGAAAGUUAGAACGAUAAAUCGUUAGUAAUCGAGCGGUAAUACGAUCUGCAUUUCCCGCGUCAGAUCAGUCUGUAAUAAGUAAUGAAAGCUAAAAGUUAAAAUAACUGAAACGUACCAAUAUAUUUAUGCGAUUCCGUUUACAGUUUGGCCCAGUCUUUAGCCCACUUACGGUAGUUGAUCCGGUGGGUGGUCACCCUUAGUUGUUAGCUUGUGCUCUGUAAGGUAAUAGGUCUCAUGGAAAGGUUCACUGCAAAAAAAAAUAUAAGACUGUGUCACUUCUCCAUUUGCCAUAUUUUUCCAUGUUUCCUAUUCCUUUUCUG
Plutella xylostella (diamondback moth) is the source of this 1582-nucleotide messenger RNA. RefSeq names its product COP9 signalosome subunit 6 (gene CSN6). Gene Ontology annotation, cellular component: COP9 signalosome. Gene Ontology annotation, molecular function: metallopeptidase activity; protein binding. Lineage: Eukaryota; Metazoa; Arthropoda; Insecta; Lepidoptera; Plutellidae. Gene Ontology annotation, biological process: protein deneddylation. The record is from RefSeq and is a predicted model, not a curated record.